AUGAUGAGAGGACGAUUCCUCAACUUCUUUCUCAAUCCAACACCAAAAAAAUGGUCUCUUCUUUCUCUUACUCACCACAAAUCUCAAUCCAACCCAUUCACUUCUAUUCCAAAUUCUGUUGAAGCAAAUUCAAAGAAUCUUUCCCCUCAUGAUGAUGGAAAAAUCUUCACACCGAGUUUUGGGAUCAUCAAAACCUUACAUACUAGUUCAGUUGUUAAACAAUCUGAAAAAGAAGAGGUUGAAGAUUCCAUGUGGAUGAAGAUGAAAGAAGAAGCUAAAGCUGAUGUGUCUGUUGAACCUAUUUUGUCUGGUUUCUAUCAUAUUUCAGUUCUGUCUCAUAAAUCAUUGGAAAGUGCUUUGGCUAAUCACUUAGCUGUUAAAUUAAGCAGUGUAAGUCUUCCUAGUACAACUCUUUCGGAUCUUUUUCUUGGAGUUUUGGAAUCUGAUAAAGAUAUUAUGGAUGCUGUGAAGAAUGAUAUUAAAGCAGUUAAGGAAAGAGAUCCUGCUUGUAUAACUCAUGUUCAUUGUUUCUUGAAUUUCAAAGGCUUUUUAGCAUGUCAAGCUCAUAGGAUAGCUCAUAAUUUGUGGACAGAUGAUAGGAAGGUUUUGGCUGUUAUAAUUCAGAAUCGAGUUUGUGAAGUUUUCGGAGUUGAUAUUCAUCCGGGAGCGAAGUUUGGAAGUGGAAUUCUGUUCGAUCACGCGACGGGGAUCGUGGUAGGAGAAACUGCUGUGAUUGGGAAUGAUGUGUCGAUUCUGCAUAGUGUGACGUUAGGAGGGACUGGUAAGUCUCAUGGCGAUAGGCAUCCGAAGAUUGGCGACGGAGUGUUGAUUGGUGCGGGGACGUGUAUUUUGGGGAAUGUUAAGGUUGGUGAAGGUGCGAAAAUUGGCGCUGGUUCGGUUGUGAUUAAGGAAGUGCCUCCGAGGACUACUGUCGUUGGGAAUCCGGCGAAGUUGGUUGGAGGGAAGAACAAUCCUAUUAAGCUUGAUAAGAUUCCUAGCCAUACUAUGGAUCAUGUUUCGAAUAUUGCUGAGUUUUAUGAUUAUGUUAUUUAG
Molecule: messenger RNA, 1053 nt
Organism: Lathyrus sativus (Indian pea)
Lineage: Eukaryota; Viridiplantae; Streptophyta; Magnoliopsida; Fabales; Fabaceae
Source: the annotation of a GenBank genome assembly